[Torrubiella] hemipterigena is the source of this 1197-nucleotide messenger RNA. The record is from the annotation of a GenBank genome assembly. Lineage: Eukaryota; Fungi; Ascomycota; Sordariomycetes; Hypocreales; Clavicipitaceae.
AUGUGCUGGGGCAAAAGCGAUAAAUGUUCUAUCCGAAGCGUCUUUUUUCAGAGCCGAUCCACUGAGCCUACACCUAUUGAGCCCGUCAUUUGGAGAGGUGUACGCCAUGCAUGGUUUUCGUCCAACAGUCGACUCCAUCGAUUUUUGAGAUAUUUUCGUACUAUUAAAAGCGUGGAUAUUGUUACUGUGCGAAUAGCUGGGAAGCACGAAGUGCACAACAGACAAACCCCAGACGAUGCACUACCUGGAGGGCAAUAUUCAAGUAUCGAGUAUAUUGGAACAAUCACCAGAGACGACAUAGCGUCGGAAACACAUGUCGUACAAGAACUAAUCGACUCCUACGUACCCCAAAAGUGGCCGUGCAAAUACAACUACGAGUUGGGAAUAAUGGAGUGUGACGGCCAUUGCAAGUCUCGGGACUUAUAUGUCGUAUGCCCCCAGAUCGACCAUUUCAAACAGCAGAGAAAACUACUGCAACUCAGCAUGAUUCCAUUCCGAAGGCUGGCACUCAUGGAUCCAGAUAUUACCUCUAUAAACAGCGUUCUGGAUCAGAAAGAUAUAGUAUACUCUCGCCGUGGCGUCUUAAAACGACUCAAUACUUGGCAUUGCCCAUCUUUAGGAGAGCUCCCUUUUCGUGCUAUUUUUAUCGAAGAGGGCUGGAUUUUCAGUGAUUUUACCAUUUCGUUACCGAUGGUGGCGGCUGGGCUACUUCUUAUCGUUCUGGGCUGCAAGUUUGCAGACUCCAAGAAGCUGCACAAGGCCGGCAUCAGGGAUGUGCGGUUAGAAAAGCUUGCAAGUGCCAGAAACAAGAGAGAGCAACCUAUCGCCGAGAGAGUAGCAUAUUUCCAAGAUGGACUCCAGGAGCGCGAGGCCGACUCAUUAGAUCUUGCUACUGUCCAGAUGCUCAUUACACAAUUUGUUAAUCAAUACGAUGAGGAAUAUGACGAGGUCAAGAAGGCCCGCCGACCCGGCAGACCGGCCAGCGUGCGCGAGGACCUUCUCAAGAUGAAGAUUGCCGCUUUAAACGAAGAGUACGAGAAGGGUUUCGUUAUUCCUGAUGUUAUGGAUAUCGACAACGCCAAGAAGCUCAACGCCUGGGAAGGCUCAUGGGCAUACCUCGCUACUAUUCCCUGGAUCAAAGUAUUCAGCUCUGGAAAGGUUGUUCCUACCGAUUUCCCCACCAAGGGAAUCAACUAA